Triplophysa rosa is the source of this 2349-nucleotide messenger RNA. RefSeq names its product transmembrane protein 80-like. Gene Ontology annotation, biological process: non-motile cilium assembly. Gene Ontology annotation, cellular component: ciliary transition zone. NCBI's taxonomy places the organism in Eukaryota, Metazoa, Chordata, Actinopteri, Cypriniformes, Nemacheilidae. The record is from RefSeq and is a predicted model, not a curated record. The transcript has 6 exons. Bases 252 to 686 code for a protein of 144 amino acids.
UAACUCAAAACAUUACCAGAAGAGACCCAUGGUGGCCAUUAUAGUUUCCAUCAAAAAAUUAUUCAUCAUUAUAAACAUUUAACCCAUUCUGUUAUGAUUCUAUUGUUUUUCAUCAGGUCUUUAUAGUCUAAUAUUGUCAAAAUCGGAUUAAAUGUCGUUCAACACAAUUUCGCUCCUGUUCACUAGAGGGCGCUGUUGACUCACGAGCGCAUGAGAUUGACCGACGCAGCGGAUACUGACAGGGAAGCAAAAUGGCGACUGGCAUGGCAGGAAAGAACACCGUUGUUAUCUCAUCUGUGCUGCUCCAAAUUCUUCUGUAUCUGUCAGCAGUUUACAGUGUGUUGUACUUUCUGUCCACCCUCUCCAUGAUCAUCUACAAGACUGAAGUGUUGAGUUACCCUGAAGGGCAGCUCACUCUAGAUGUGUGUCUGCUGUUUCUCAUGGCUGGUCUGGAGGUCCUGAGGGUCUACUGGGGGGUCAGAGGAAACCUACAGGAGAGCGAGGGCUACCUGGGUCUGAAUCUGAUCGCCACGGGGGCCACGGUGCUGUUGGCGCUUUAUUACCUCAUUUGGCAGUCGUAUGUGCUGCGAGCUGAUGUCAUCAUUGGUGCCAUUCUGCUCUGCUUGUAUGGCUUUACAGGAAUUGUGGGGUUCGGGGCUCUGGCACGCUUCACAAGUUAUUCCUGACGCUGACUCAUCACAUCUGCUUGGCUACAGUUGAAGAUUGUUAGGGAUAUAGACUACAUAUCCCACAAUGCACCACAUCAUCUGCUGCAAACUAUGAAGCCAUGAGGAGGUGCCAGAGAUUAGUUGCUAUGCAACGUUUUAUUUUCUUACAUGUAAGUGUAAACAUAGCUAAUGAACCGUUUGUAUUUGUUCGGGGUGUUUUUGUAAAUAAACUCAUUAACUUUAAGUCAGUUGAUAAUUAACUCUUCAUGAAUUACACACUGCACAAAUGCAUAAAGAAUGUUCUAUGUACUAUGAAUGAAACCCAUCGCGCAGUUUGUUGCUCUUCUAAAUGUUUUACUUCAGUUUUGACUUAUAAUUUUUGCAGUGCAUGUGAUAAAACAGGUAUCAGAAUAUCUUGUAAACAUGGGUGUUAUUUGGUUUUGUCCAGUAAACAACCCCUCACACCAUCCUAGCAAUGUGAAUUGCUGUUUGCAAUAUGCAGUUUUCUCAAGAGAAUUUGAAAAUUUUAGUUUACGUUUUAUUUGCUUUAGGCUUACGGUAAACAUAGCUGUUUCUCUGUGAGUUCUUUACAUCUUUGUUGUUGUUUUACUAAGGUAAGUGUUUCUCCAGUAGGGGGCGUCUAUUUGGCAUGUUAUUGGUUUAAUUGUAGUGUGCCAGUCUGUGCUUGCACAGUACAUGAUUUAUUGUUUAAAAUCGUUCAACUGUCAUAUGAUAUGAUGUUUUUUCCUUUGAAAAAUUACUCUAGUGACCCGACGUUGACCCUAUUUGUAAACUGUAUAUUUGCCACAUGUAAAUUUCUCUCUGUUCUACAGGAGAUCAAAUGCCCGGUUUCAGCAGACCUCAAACAACCAGGUUUUAGCAUUUCAGAAUAUAUAACUACUUAUAGUAAUCUUAUUAUGCAUUCUUUUGGGUGGAUUUCAAGGGCAGACUUAACAGAAUAUGCUCUUUUUCAGCGGUUAAGUUAAUCCUGGGAAAGUGAUAGGUUUUAGGUGUCACAGUUUUGCCCUCUGAUGUUAAUUAUAAACCAAAAAUUCAAGGUUCCCAAAGUCAAACAUUCCACUGGCUUGUGUGCAUGUACUGUAGAUCAGCAACCAGUCUGCAUGCCAGUGGAUUUAAACAUCCUUUGUGUGUUUGUGUUUAGAAAACAAGUCUUUCUGUUGGGCUUUGGUUCGUCAGGAUGUGGUAAUAUUUAGGUGUAGCUCCUCAAACUUAUUGUCUUAGUGUAGUUAUUGACUUAAUAAUUAUUGUGAAAACUCAUUUAACCUGAUUUAAGAGUUAACAGAAAGAAAGAAGUUUGUUUGUCAUGCUCCAAAUCCAGUGACAUUCAAACCUGUCUGAUGUUCCACCCUGUUGCUCCUCUUUCACGUCAUUCUUUAAAAAAGACUCCUUGAUUGCACAGGGUUACAGAAUUGGACCAGUUACUGGAAUUUGCUUACGAGUCAGUUGGUUGGUAAAUACUCCUACAAACGUUAUGUACCUAUGUAUAACCCCAGAACAACAUGCGUAUUUAGGUAAUAUAAGUAGCCUAUAAUAUAUAUAUGUUACAAGUUUUCAUUCAAUAACAUACGUCAGUUAAUAAUAAGCAAUAUAUUUAUAGAGCCUUUACAUUUUUUGUUACUGUAGUUAAUAUCACUUGAUAUUGUUGAAUUCAUAUUUUGUU